GAGAGCUCGGCCUGCGUUGCGCUGCACUGUCCUGCCUCGGGGCCGCGGAGCCGCAGGGUCGGGCUGCGGCGCGGCAGCAGCAGCUCCCCGAGCCCUCGCGGGCACGACCUGACGCCGGCCUGGCCCAGCCCCGCCCCGGCGGGCGGAGUCCCUCCGGGAAGGGGGUGUCCCGCCGGGAGCGCCCCGGGCUCCGGAGUAAUCGCCUUGCUUUACAGCCCCUGCAGGGCCGGGAGCCUCGGCCUCGCUGUCAGAGCCGGGGGUGUCACAACACCUUCCCCGCUCCCCGCCUUGUAUCGCGGGGAGGGCCGAGGGGAGGGGCUGGGAAGGCCUGGCUCGCAGUGUGGGUGGCGUGUGGGCACUGGGCUGCGGAUUCUGGCCUCACAGGACGGAGCUGUAUGAGGACCCACCGUCGGGAUGCUGGCCCAUCGUAUAUUCCCCAGACUACAACAUCACCUUCAUGGGACUUGAGAAGCUGCACCCCUUUGAUGCAGGGAAAUGGGGGAAAGUCAUCAAUUUCUUGAAAGAAGAAAAACUAAUUGCAGAUGACUCGAUUGUGCAGGCACGGGAGGCAACUGAUGAAGAUCUCUUGGUUGUUCACACCAGGCGCUACCUUAAUAAAUUAAAGUGGUCAUUUGUUGUGGCUACAAUCACAGAAAUUCCACCAGUUGCCUUUCUUCCAAAUUUUGUUGUUCAGAGAAAAGUUCUGAAACCUCUACGAACCCAGACAGGAGGAACGAUAAUGGCAGGAAAGCUUGCUGUGGAUAGAGGAUGGGCCAUCAAUGUGGGGGGUGGUUUCCAUCACUGCUCCAGUGACAAAGGGGGAGGAUUUUGUGCGUAUGCUGACAUUACACUGGCCAUCAAGUUCUUAUUUGAGAGAGUACAAGGAGUAUCUAGAGCUGCAAUUAUUGAUCUGGAUGCCCAUCAGGGAAAUGGCCAUGAGAGGGACUUUAUGGAUGAUCCUCGGGUUUAUAUUAUGGAUGCAUACAACAGAUACAUUUACCCAGGAGAUGGUUUUGCUAAACGUGCCAUAAAACGCAAAGUGGAACUGGAAUGGGGCACAGAGGACACCGAGUACCUGCAGAAGGUGCACACCCAUGUGGAAGGAGCCCUGAAUGAAUUCAAGCCUGACAUCGUUGUUUACAAUGCUGGCACUGACAUUCUGGACGGGGAUCCCCUGGGAGGCCUGGCCAUUUCCCCCCAGGGCAUUGUGAAGAGGGAUGAGGUGGUGUUCAGGGCUACCAGGAGCCGUGGGAUCCCUGUGCUGAUGGUAACAUCCGGGGGGUACCAGAAGAGGACGGCACGGAUCAUUGCUGACUCCAUCCUCAACCUGCAUAGCCUGGGGCUCCUGGGCAGGGAGCGGGCAGCCUGUGCACUUGGGAGUCCCAGCCUGGAUCAGAUGGUCAGAGACUCUGCUAAGGACUUCAGCAACUUGUCACUGCAGUGACAGGUCACCAAAUGUUAGUCAUGUAACUCAGAGGCAAUACAGAAUAACUCUGUCUAACUCCUGAAUUUAUCUUGAGCUAGGGCAACACAUUCUUUUAAGCUAAUUGAGAUAUGUUCUCAAGGGUACUGUCUUUGUGUUUAAUACUGCUGUAGAAAGCUUAAUUUGCUUCUCUGAUUGGUAUGGGGGUCUGUUAUGUUGGAAGAACUAUGCAGCUGGUAUCCGAAGACUGUCCCAGACCUGUUUCAGAUGGUGGAGAAUUGUCUGAGGUGGGAGGACUAUGGACUAAAGCUACUGUUUUGUGAGGUUUUUUAAAUGCUGUGUUUUAUUUAUUGCUUUUUAAAUUGAGAUAGUGUUAUAAAACAAGUUCUGUGCAGACUUCAACUGUCAGUUUAACACUAAGGGGAAGUGCAAUACUGUAAAAGCCAGGGUAGUUUGUUUAUGGCUUUGAAGCUAUAGACAGGUAGAAGAAAUGUUUGUAAAUUCAUAGUUUAUUCCUGUUGUUGAUAGUGACUUAAAUCUUUCUCAUAAACACCUUAUGAAAUAGAAUAUGAAACACCUUUGGCUCCAUAUGCAAAUGAGCCAUAAGAGGCUCACCAUUUACCAGUCUGGUGUUCCAAACAAACUCUGCAUGUGACGGGCAAUAGGUUCUGUGCACUGUAAUAACUCACAUAUGGAGAAACUACAGUCCAAUGAAAGCUGAUCUUAGAGUUCUCAGCAACCUUACAAAAAAAAAACUAUGUAGAAAUAUAGGUUGUCUUAUUAUUUCCAGCUUGCCAUGUAUGAAACAGGGAGGAGUACAUUUAAAUAAUUUUUCCCCAACUAGUGCUGCGUUUUUUAUUUGCUCAGAGAGUAAUGAUACUUCUAGUUGUAGUCAUAGUUGGUAAGCAGAUCCUUUAUUAUUCUUGUUCAUCGAGGAAUGCAGUGACAUUCCUACAAUAAGAUAAUGGGCUAACUUUGUACAGAGCUCUUAGGAGGAUUUGGGAACAAAAUAGUGUAUUCAAAGCAACUUGCUUCAAAUUCAGUUGCACUACCUGGGAAGUUUGGCUUUGCACAAGUUGGUAUAUUUUGCUUUAGGUGCUGUUUGUAGCAGUGGGUUGUAAAUGUACUAAACUGUAUAUUUUGCAAGAGCUUUUAUAACUUUCAUUGAUUUGUACUACAAGUUUUACAUCAUGUUUAGGUUGGAGCCAUCCUGUGAGGGAGCACCAGGAUAUUCCUUGUAGUAGACUUGUUGUGUAAGCUAUUUAAGGAAUGUUCAAUUCUAAUUAUAAUACUUACCUCAUUUAGUGUUGAUGUUUAGAUCAUGGGGUUUGUCAAUUGUAGGAAUUGCACAACUGCUAUAAAUACCUGCUUUAAACCAGAUCUGACCUAUUGCACUAAGCUUGAGUUGCUACACUGGGGUUCGAGAGCACUUUUAAAUUUCUUACUAAAAGGACCAUCAGAGUACAACUAAUGUUGAGAUUUAUUUUUUCUAUACUGUCUGACAUUACUGAAAGAUGUUGUUAUUCUUUCAUAUAAUUUUUAUAAAAUUCAUUUCUAUGAAUUAAACUGCCGUCAUAGCACCACAUGGUCUUUCUGCAAACAUUUGCUGUUUGUGUUUAACCUAUUUCUAUAAUUUUCCCUCAGUGGAGAUUAAAAUGAUGUUGAA
Molecule: messenger RNA, 3089 nt
Organism: Poecile atricapillus (Black-capped chickadee)
Lineage: Eukaryota; Metazoa; Chordata; Aves; Passeriformes; Paridae
Gene: HDAC11
Product: histone deacetylase 11
Exons: 10
Coding region: 458-1444 (328 amino acids)
Molecular function (GO): histone deacetylase activity
Source: RefSeq, a predicted model, not a curated record